UAGACAAUUCUCAUCUUCGUUAUAGCUUUUCUGAACUAGCUUUGAUACCUGAAUUGAGGGCUUUUCAAGAAGAUACCCUUGGUCUGUUGGACCCAUUCGGAUGUAAGGCAGGAGUUGCAUUGAAGAUCUUGACACCUUCGGUAUUAGG
Messenger RNA from Scutellospora calospora, 148 nucleotides. The record is from the annotation of a GenBank genome assembly. Lineage: Eukaryota; Fungi; Glomeromycota; Glomeromycetes; Diversisporales; Gigasporaceae.